Wyeomyia smithii (pitcher-plant mosquito) is the source of this 1619-nucleotide messenger RNA. RefSeq names its product obg-like ATPase 1. Gene Ontology annotation, cellular component: cytoplasm. Bases 166 to 1365 code for a protein of 399 amino acids. Gene Ontology annotation, molecular function: ATP binding; GTP binding; ATP hydrolysis activity. The record is from RefSeq and is a predicted model, not a curated record. Lineage: Eukaryota; Metazoa; Arthropoda; Insecta; Diptera; Culicidae. The transcript has 6 exons.
UGUCAAAACUAUCUCUCGUCGAUCAAAAAUAGACCGUCCACGUUUGUUUCCUUUUCUUUGCGGCUAGUUGAAAAUCGUGCGAAAAAAUAUACCGGUUGCUGUUAGUCAAAGUUUUGUCUUCUGGUUAACUUUUAAAGGUGAAAAACAAGUCGUUUCGAAGCAAACAUGCCACCGAAGAAGAUUCUUGAACCGGAAGUAAAACCAUUGAUUGGCCGCAUCGGUACAAAUCUACGGAUCGGCAUCGUCGGAGUGCCAAAUGUCGGCAAAUCGACUUUUUUCAACGUGCUGACAAAGAGUGCGGCACCGGCGGAAAAUUUCCCCUUCUGCACCAUUGAUCCGAACGAAAACAGAGUUCCUGUACCUGAUGCGCGUUUCGAUUUUCUAUGCGAGUAUCAUAAACCGGCAAGUAAAGUGCCAGCUUACCUCAACGUUGUGGACAUCGCCGGUCUAGUAAAGGGAGCAGCCGAAGGACAGGGCCUGGGCAAUGCGUUCCUGUCACAUAUAAAUGCCUGCGAUGCAAUUUUUCAUUUGUGCCGUGCUUUUGAUGAUCCAGACGUGACGCACGUCGAAGGCGAAGUUGACCCGGUGCGAGAUCUGUCUAUCAUCGCCGAGGAACUGCGACUGAAGGACGAAGAAAAAUUAAUGGUUUAUUUAGACAAGCUGGAGAAACUGGUGACCCGCGGCGGAGACAAGAAGAGCAAGCCGGAAUACGAAACUCUACUCAAGGUCAAGGAAGUUCUGGUGGAGGAAAAAAAGCACAUCAGAUUCGCUGACUGGAGCGCACAUGAUAUUGAAGUGUUGAACAAAUACCUCUUUUUGACGUCCAAACCGUGCAUCUAUCUGGUCAACCUAUCGGAAAAGGACUUUAUUCGGAAGAAGAAUAAGUGGUUGCCAAAGAUCAAGGAGUGGAUCGAUAAGCACGACCCGGGUGCAUCAUUGAUUCCGUUUUCCGGUCUGUUUGAGCACAAGUUAACCGAGUUUGAAUCUGACACCGAACGUAAAGCGUACGAAGAGGAAACCAAGUGUACCUCGAUGCUGGAUCGGAUUAUUACAACUGGUUACAAGGCGCUGCAUCUGGAGUACUUCUUUACUGCUGGUCCCGAUGAGGUUAAGGCUUGGACGAUCCAGAAAGGAACCAAGGCUCCGCAGGCAGCCGGCCGUAUUCAUACCGAUUUUGAGAAAGGAUUUAUUAUGGCGGAAGUGAUGCAUUACAAUGACUUCAAGGAAGAAGGAAGUGAGGCAGGUGCCAAGGCGGCCGGCAAGUAUCGGCAACAGGGCCGAAACUAUGUUGUUGAAGACGGGGACAUUAUCUUUUUCAAAUUCAACGCCGGUGCCGGUUUGAAGGACGCAGGAAAGAAAAAGUGAUACCCGCAGUACGCUACGGUCAUCAUUGUUUUUCUCUAUCUGAACAUGAUACUGUACUCGCAGGUGUUUCUACCGCAGCGGCAGUAGAUAAAAUGACAGGUUCUAAGAUCAAGAUGGGGAAAACAAACAUAAGACAUUUUAUAUCUUCAGCAAACAAGGUAGACCUAUCCAUUGAUUCUUGCAGUACACACCCAUGCACUUGUCUUGUUGGAGAAUAUUAAGCUAAUAAAUUAUUUGUUUUGUGUAACAUCUGA